Molecule: messenger RNA, 9030 nt
Organism: Aedes albopictus (Asian tiger mosquito)
Lineage: Eukaryota; Metazoa; Arthropoda; Insecta; Diptera; Culicidae
Exons: 2
Coding region: 1-5667 (1888 amino acids)
Biological process (GO): DNA integration
Molecular function (GO): nucleic acid binding
Source: RefSeq, a predicted model, not a curated record
AUGGUGGCCUGUGAUGUUUGCAGCGCUUGGCACCAUUUCAAGUGUGCUGGUGUCGACCACACAAUUAAGGACCGUAAAUGGAUGUGCAAUAAGUGCGUCGGCGGCGAGUCCUCCGGUCUACUCAACGCGCCCCAAACGAAGGACAAGACGGGAAAAGGAGGUGCAAGUCGCACGUCUAAGUCACGCAGCAAGAAAGGCGAGAAAACGAUCGGAUCUAAAGUUAGUGCCACGUCCAGUGCUCGUGCCGCAGCCUUGGAAGCCCAGAUGCUCUUGCUGGAAGAGGAGGAACGUUUGAAGGAAAAUGAGUUGAAAGAGCAAGAAGAACUUCAACGUCAGGAGCUUGCCGAGCAGCAGCGCAAACUGGAAAUGAAGAGGAACUUAAUGGAAGAAGAAGCGAGACUCCGAGAAGUGGGACUAUCGAAGCAAAAGGAUCUGCAGGAGAAAAUGAUGACGCUGCGACGGGAAUCCAUGGAAAAGAAAAAGGAACUGUUGCGGCAGCAAGCAGAACUGAGUGAAUGUUCGUCAUCGUCUCGGAUCUCUAAGUCCGAAAGGAUAAAAAAUUGGAUUUCUUCACAACAAAAGACAGAGGGAGACGAUUUGGCUGACCAUGCAGCACGGAUCUCCACGUCAAAUUCCGUUACAGUGAAUCCAGCAACGCCACUCCAUCAAAGCAGACGCGUAUCAAGUCCGUCGAUUCCGCAACUUGCAAACCUUUCGUUGCAUGAUGAUGACCACAGCAUCACGAACCCAGCGUUACCGACUGCAUACAUGCAAAUUGCCGCGCGUCAGGUAACGGGCAAGGAUCUUCCGGUAUUCAGCGGUAAUCCGGAGGACUGGCCCAUGUUCAUCCGAACAUACGAAGAAACGACAAUCGCCUGUGGAUUCUCAGACGUGGAGAACUUGGUUCGUCUCCAGAAAUGUCUACGUGGGAAUGCGCUGGAGACGGUCCGCAGCCGACUUAUGAUGCCAGCCGGCGUACCGCAUGUGAUCAAAACCUUGCAAAUGCGCUUCGGCCGACCGGAACUUAUCAUUCGAUCAUUACUCGAACGUGUGCGUCGCGUACCAGCACCCAAAUCGGAACGACUAGACACGCUUAUUGACUUCGGGCUCGCCGUGGAAAACUUAGUCGUUCACCUGCAAGCAGCGAAGCAGGAAAAUCAUUUGACCAACCCCGUUUUACUACAAGAGCUGAUCUCGAAAUUACCGGCACAGCUGAGAUUGGAUUGGGCCAGGUACAAGCUACUACACCAAGACAACACUCUGGUAUCAUUUGGCGAAUUUAUGAACGAACUCAUUCAGGCGGCCAGCGAAGUGUCAUUCGAUCUACCAGUUAGUUCACCGGCAAGGGCAGAAAAGCCAAGAGACAGAGAAAAGGCAUUUGUUUACGCCCACGAUGCCGUAGAGACGGAAUCGAGGAAUAACGGUGUGAUGAGAAAAAUACCGAAGCCGUGUAUCGUAUGCGGUGCUACAGGUCAUCGACUAGCGGAGUGUGAAGAAUUUGAGGCAAAGGGCAUCCAGGAACGUAUGCAGAUAGUGCGUCAGCAUAAUUUGUGUCGAACGUGUUUAAAUUUUCACCAAAAGUGGCCCUGUCGAACCUGGCAAGAUUGCGGUAUGGAGGGAUGCCGUGAAAAACACCACUUUCUCCUUCAUCCACCAACGCCCACGAGUUCCACGCAUCUCUCAUCCAGCCAUACAGCAGUUAUCAGCCAAAACUGUGACCGUUAUCCAUACUUCCGCAUAUUACCCGUCGUCGUAUCCUUCGCAGGCAAACAGGAAACAAUAUUUGCUUUCGUCGAUGAGGGGUCCUCUUCGACACUCUUGGACCAUUCAAUUGCAGAACAGCUGGGUUUGGACGGUCCGAAAGAGCCAUUGACGCUACAGUGGACUGGCAACGUGGCACGCCAAGAAUCGAAAUCAAAAAGGGUACGCUUCCAAAUUGCUGGAGCCGGAAAAGGCGCUGUGUUCCAGAUAGAAGGCGCUCAUACAGUUGAACGACUGCUGCUACCGAAACAAUCUCUUUCGUAUGGUGCUCUCGCUGAACGUUAUCCACAUUUGCGUGGUUUGCCAAUUGCUGACUACGAACAGGCGGAACCUAAAGUUCUUAUCGGACUUGACAAUUUGAGGCUAUGCAUUCCGCUGAAGAUUCGGGAAGGAUACCACCACGAGCCUAUCGCCGCUAAGUGCAGAUUAGGCUGGACGAUCUACGGUUACAGUGCAUGUGCUCCAAGGCCAACGGUUUCGAUUAAUUUUCACGCGCCAGCUGCAUCGGAUGUUGACUACGAAUUGAACGAGCAACUCAACGAUUACUUCUCGCUGGAUCAAUUAGGAACCAAGCCAGUUGGUGAAGUUCCCGAAUCAGAAGAGGACAAACGAUCUAGGAUGAUUUUGGAGAAAACGACUCGCAGAGUGUCGGGUAGAUUUGAGACCGGUCUAUUGUGGAAGUCUGAUGACAUCGUUUUUCCCGAUAGCUUUCCGAUGGCGGUCCAAAGGCUCAAAUCUCUGGAGAGAAAGUUAUCCAGGGAGCCGUCUCUUCGAGCUCGCGUCCAUGAAAAAAUAGAAGAAUAUGUGGCCAAGGGAUAUUGUCAUCGAGCGAGUCUCACCGAGCUGGAUUCCGUCGACUGCACACGAGUCUGGUAUCUCCCGUUGUGUGUGGUGGUUAACCCAAAAAAGCCGCACAAAGUGCGGGUCGUCUGGGACGCGGCGGCGAAAGUUAACGGUGUAUCGUUUAAUUCAGCUUUGCUUAAGGGCCCUGAUCUGUUGACUAGCAUCGUUUGCGUUCUUUAUCAUUUCCGAGAGCACAGGGUAGCAGUGACUGGGGACAUAGAAGAAAUGUUUCUUCGCAUCCUCAUACGCCCUCAAGAUAGUCAGUCCCAACGAUUCUUGUGGAGAGGUAACGCCGAAGCUGCUCCCUCCGUGUAUAUCAUCGAUGUUGCCACUUUUGGAUCGACCUGUUCCCCCAGUUCGGCCCAAUUUGUGAAAAACACCAAUGCAAUGGAGCAUAUGGAAUCGUUUCCCAGAGCGUCUACGGCAAUUAUUAGAUAUCACUAUGUGGAUGACUAUUUAGACAGCUUCGAAACGGAAGAAGAAGCUAUUGAAGUAGUUCAACAAGUGAAAUCCAUUCAUUCCACCGGAGGUUUUAACCUACGGAACUUCCUGUCCAAUUCCGAUGCGUUGCUGACGGCAAUUGACGGCAUUUCCGAUGAAGAUGCGAAACAGUUAAGUGUAUCACGAGCUGAAAAAGUUGAGUCGGUGUUGGGCAUGAAAUGGAACCCAUCCAAAGAUGUGUUCAUCUACACAUUGACUUUCCGCGAAGAACUGGAUAAAGUCAUUCAACCCUCACACGUCCCAACCAAGCGAGAAAUGCUCAAGCUUGUCAUGAGCCUUUUUGAUCCCCUCGGAUUCAUGACUUUUUACUUGAUACACGGAAGAGCGCUGAUUCAGGACGUUUGGGCAACUGGAGUUGACUGGGACGUUCCGAUCAACAACGACUUGUGUCAACGAUGGCGGCAAUGGAUCAGCUACCUACCUCGGCUGAGUGACGUAACGAUUCCUCGAUGCUAUUUCCGUAGCCAAAUGAACGGUCGAAAGCAGUUACAUAUAUUUGUGGACGCCAGUGAUGCUGCUUACGCAUGCGUAGCGUAUCUUCGUGCGCACGGAACCCGAGGAGUAGAAGUAGCAUUGGUGGGAGCUAAAAGUAAGGUGGCGCCGCUUAAAGUGUUGUCCGUGCCUCGUUUAGAGCUGAUGGCUGCGGUCAUUGGUGCUCGGAUGGCAGAUUCAGUGGCCGCUUCGCAUUCCUACGAUAUCGCGGAAACCUACUUCUGGACAGACUCCUCUACAGUCCUAGCUUGGAUCAACUCGGAUCAUAGAAAGUAUCACAAGUUUGUUGGAGUCAGAAUCGGAGAAAUUCUUGCACUGACGAAGAUGAACCAAUGGAGAUGGGUACCUACGAAACAAAACCCAGCGGACGACGCUACGAAAUGGGGGAAUGGUCCGUGCUUCGACCCCAGGAAUCGUUGGUUUUGUGGCCCAUCCUUUCUCUUUCAACCAGAAGCGGAGUGGCCAACAAACACGAAAGCCGUUUCCACCAACAACGAGCUUAAUUGUACUCACAACAUACAUCAUGUUACCCCGAUAGCACUGCAUGAGUUCUCGCGAUUCAGUAAAUGGGAACGAUUACUAAGGACUCAAGCGUAUGUGUUCAGAUUCAUAAACAACGUUCGCUGUCGUAAAAACGGGCAGUGCAUUGAAACCGGAUUCCUGAAUCAAGAAGAGCUGAAGCGCGCCGAGAAGGAACUGUGGAAGCAAGCCCAAGCAGAAGCUUAUAGUCAAGAGCGAAGAAUUUUGAUGGAAACCCAGGGUAGCCCGGACAUUCGUCAUCGUUUAGUUCCAAAAUUGAGCCCACUAUACAAGCUAUGGCCCUACAUCGACCGGGACGGAGUAAUCAGGAUGCGAGGUCGAAUCGGUGCCGCAUGGUAUGCUAGUUCCGACGCCAAGUACCCGAUUAUACUACCAAAAUCACAUCAAGUAACAUUGCUCCUCGUGGAUUAUUACCAUCGACGCUACCACCACGCUAAUCACGAGACGGUGGUGAAUGAGAUGAGGCAACGAUUCGAAAUAUCUCAUUUACGCACGGUUGUCAAACAGACAGCCCGAAGAUGCGUUAGAUGUCACAUUCAAACUGCUGUUCCUCGACCUCCUCCUAUGGCAUCGCUUCCGGAACAACGCUUAACGCCCAUGGUAAGACCCUUCACGUUUGUUGGACUGGAUUAUUUUGGACCGCUUACAGUUAAGGUCGGUCGUACUCAAGUCAAACGUUGGAUAGCACUUUUCACGUGCCUUACGGUACGGGCCAUACACCUCGAAGUGGUACAUAGUUUGUCCAGCGAAUCGUGUGUGUUGGCUAUCCGGCGCUUCAUAGCUCGCCGGGGGGCGCCGGCAGAGUUCUUUAGCGACAACGGCACUAGUUUCGUAGGGGCUAGCAAACAGUUACAGCAAGAAAUUGCAAUGCGAAACGAAAUUUUAGCCAGCACAUUCACGAAUACAAAUACGCGAUGGAAUUUCAAUUCCCCGGGUGCUCCACAUAUGGGGGGCGUAUGGGAGCGCUUAGUGCGCUCGGUUAAAAAUGCCAUUGGUAUGAUCAUCGAUACACCACAUCGACCGACUGAUGAGCUGCUUGAAACGAUCCUGUUCGACGCCGAAGCCAUGAUCAACUCUCGACCACUGACAUAUAUACCACUAGAAACUGCUGAUGAGGAGUCGCUGACACCAAACCAUUUUUUGUUGGGUAGUUCUUCCGGCGUCAAGCAACCACCCUCCGAGUUGGGAUCCCGUAUCAACUUGCGAAGCUGCUGGAAUCAGGCCCAACAUUCAACGGACACCAUAUGGAAACGUUGGAUUAAGGAGUAUCUGCCUGUAAUUACUCGACGCUGCAAAUGGUUUGAUGAAGUCCGCGAUAUCCAAGAAGGAGACCUGGUUCUGAUUGUUGAAACAUCGAUGAGGAACCGCUAUGUACGAGGACGAGUCGAAAAGGUAUUUCCGGGACGAGAUGGACGAGUGCGUCAAGCGUUAGUGCGCACAGCAACUGGGGCGUACAAGAGACCAGCCGCGAAGCUUGCAUUACUCGACGUAGGGUCACGUGGUAAACCUGGAAUCGAUUCUUCGGAUUGAUCAUCGUCACCAGCCUUUACGGGUGGGGGGAUGUUACGGCAAGUAGCAAGCCCCUCGGCCGAAUCAGUAACUUGGUUACAGCAGGGCAUCGAUAUUGAGUAUGUAUAGGUAGAAGAUAAGAGAUGACAGGGGAGAUAAAGGUUCUGUCAAACAUAGUGACUAGCACUUUUGAUCAUUUUGUUAUUACUGGUCGCAAUAGGUGAAAUUUAUUACAGAAAAGUUGAAUUAGUGUCGGAAUUAAAGAACCUGAUCGGAAUUUCUUUUCACAUACGGGUCAGAAUUUGUUGCACGAAGUUGUAUUAACCCAGAUAUCGCUGGUUGGACAUCAAGGCAAUUGAGAGCCAGUGGUGCUUCCCGAAACAGUAAGCUAGUUGAUUUCUUUCUCAUUAGAUAAUUAGAAAACCGCAAUUUAUUGGAUACAUUUUAUUUAGCCUGGAAACCCAUGUAUAGUUGCCGAACCCAGAACGGUCUAAAAACUCAUCCCACGGUAGAACACCAAAACUGUGAGUCAAACCUUUGUAACACUAUCGAUCCUAACCAAUAACUCAAUAAAACCAUUCUAGCUUAAAGCGUUCAACCCUAAUAUAAGUGUUUGCUACAAAGAUUUGGUGACCGACCGUACAGUAACCUUUUUCAGACAUUUUUAGGAUUUUUCAAAUGUUCUACAAACUUAUUAUAUAUGAUAAAAUGCAUGUUUUCUUUAAAGACGACAAAGUUCUAUCUUCAAUACUUUUUGAGUUUUUUUUUAAAUUUCAGUUACGAACUAAAAUAUUUCAUAGCUCAAUUUUACUGUCAAGGAAGCAAACGUCCAGCCUGAGUUGCAACAAAAUUUACACCUAUUAUAAACUUCUUUCAUAUUCAAUUGAAAAAUCUUGCCCCAUUUUGCCUCUGUAAUUAUCACAAAGCCGUAAAAAAACUAUUUUUUAAAAUAAAUUAUUGAAUAGCUCAAAAACUAUCAAAGAUACAAUGUUGCCGUCUACAGGAGAAACACGUAUUUCGUCAUACUAAAUAACUUUGUAGAAUAUUUGAAAAUUCCCAAAAAUGUCUGGAAAAAGUUACAACAAAAAAAACUGAUUUUAACGGGUUAUUCACAAAUAAUGGCCCAUAUCUCUAGAAAUUGAGCAGAUAGAGCAAAAGUUUGUUCGGCAAGUUUUCUCAUAACGACAUUUUCUACAACUUUGCUGAAGACAUAAAUACGCUAUCUUCACUUAUGAAAAAAAUCGAAUUUCUAUCUCACUUUUAGGUGGAAUAAUCACAUUAGUGAUACUUCCAAAAGAAGGGCUCUGAUAUACCAAACAACUUCUUCGAAGACACCGAAUCUCUAAAAUCAAUUUUUCAUGCCCAAAACAAUUUCGAUCACGAAAUUGGGCCUUUGGAAACAGUGUGCGGCGGGAGAGCUUAUUUUCACUAUUUUGCUUGAGGAACACUUUUCCCCUCCAGCACUUCUUUCGAGAGCAGCGAUUCAUGAUAACUGAAAAUCGCUUCAACCUGCAGAUAAUUUCUUUUCGUUCUGUUAAAUUUUCUCUCUCCCAAUUUUCACGAAAAUCUUUUCAAAGCAGAUUAACAAAAAUUGUCGCGGGCACAAUUCGAACCUGGAACAUUACUUAAACAUAUGCGAUACGCGCACUCUAUCCACACCACCACGCCAACCACACAGAGGGUGUAGAAAAUAUAAUGCAUAAAACCAAUCAUCGUCGGCGUCAUAUGAGUCAAGGAAAGACAACAUAAUCGGCCGACAAAGGGCAAACGAAAUUCUCGCACCUUUGGGAGUGAGUGAAAAAAUGUUUACGCUCUGCUAUUUGUGCGGGAGAUUUCUCAAGCCAGAUUUUCGCUGAAAAUUGGCGUGAGGGAGAAUUCUAUUUUCGUGAGAAUGAGCGAAAAUUCCGACCGCUGUGCUUUACACACGGAUACGACGAUGUGCACAAUCAAAUCGAUGAUAGAGACGACGCGGCCCACCCGAAUGAAAAAAGCAGCAGUUCCACUUUGCUUCCUAUAUCACACUAAACCGACUUCACGCGGGUACGACUACACUCAGCGAAGUAAACUACCGAAAUUCAUCAAAAUACCUUAUGAAAUUAAGCCAUAACUGUAAAGUAUGGAUGCCAUAUAAGAAUACCUUAUGCAAAUUGAACAUGCUUAUUAUGACCCAAUUACAUAAGAUAAACUUAUGAAAAGAGCAGAAAAAUCACAAAAUGAUGCAGACUGGAAUCGAUCCAUGAACGUCGAGAUCACUGAGCUCGUGCCCAACCCACGCGGCUAUCGACGCUUGAGAAUAUCGUGUUGCUAAAUGUGUAUAAAAGCCAAACGGUGAGUCGAUUCUGCGUCACAGACCUACCUUAUAAAAAUCGUUCUUGCCGUUAUGAAUUGUUUAAAGGCCAUUUCAUAAGUUAGACCUUAUGAUAUUCUUAGGUUUAUUUGCCUGAGUGUAUGUGCACAUUCAAAUCGACGACGACGACGACGACGACGCUACGACAGCAACCGAGCACAACAAACCACAACAGCCUAAAACCCCUCAUUUGUCGGCGCACGGAUUUUUUUUUCUUCCCGACCGGCGAGCCCAAACUAACACUUUUCACUGGUGAUGCUUUGCCGUAGCAUCACCAGCCAGAAUGCCGUUUGCGCGCGAACCUGAAACCCACACACUUAUCGGCACUUGGAUUUUUCCCCCACCGGCGAGCCUGAGCUAACACUUUUCACUCAGUACUUGAGACUCAUGAUUAUCGUGUAAAAUGGACAACGCCCAUAUAUUUACUAGGGUGCGGGCACCGGUUUUGGCCAGUCUAAGGGAAAUCAUUUUUAUAAAAAUAACCAAUAAUCCUAUGAAAACAACCAAUGCGUAAAAAGAAAGGCUUCAAUCUAUAUUUUGAAGGAAAAAUGCAGAAAUCAUGCCAAUACUUGAUUUUUGUAUUAAAAGUGGCACUGGCCAAAAUAGAAGCUCUGCCGCAGUUUUGGCCAUAUUCUUAAGUUUGGUUUCUAUUUUGGCCAAUCACGUGUAUUUCUUAUGGGAGUGGCCAAAUUAGAAGCACCCUGGCCAAAAUAGAUAUAUGGGAGCAGAUUUUUUAAGGAAAUAUAUUUUUUUCUUCCAGUUUUUAAUCAAAAUGUGUGGUUUUCACAGCUGUAAUCAUCAUAUUGUAUUAGGAUCUACUAGUAAAAAAUAAAUUUACGCCGAUUUAGAUCGCAACAGGCUCAAUACCGCACUAUGGCCAAAACUCCGGACUGGCCAAAACUGAAGCUUCUACCCUAUGUUAAUCAGUUUUGGCCUUAGUGAGUUAUUUUGGCAAUAUGCAAGGUUUUUCAAAAAUAUUUUUGUCCGGUUCUGGCAUUUUUUCUACAUGUAGGUAUGUAGAUUCAAAGCUCAUUUAG